AUGGACAACACGAACGACUUACGGACCCCUCCCUAUCGUCCCAGCAGCCACCUCACUGGCAGGACCAAGGAGGACUGGGAAGAAUGGGAGGAUGAUGAAGUGUUGACUCCCAUGACAGCUGCCCCCAUGGACGGCCCCUUGGUGGACAUCAACACAGACCCAUUUCCAUCUGGACAGCCAAGCCAGACAACAACCGCCUCUUUAGCACCACGCCUGUCCGUACAGAAGGUGAAGAGGUUAAAAUCUCGACAUAGACAAAAGGCACAAAACGCAAGGGCGGGCAUCAAACUGGUCACCGACAUGUCCAAGUUCCGUCAACAAAAGCAGCAGCAUAUCGCCAACCAAAUGAAACUGAAUUCGGCAAAUCGCGAGAGUCGAACAGGGAAAUUUGUUGAUGCCGCCGCCUUGUUAGCUUUGGAAGGGCAACAGAACGGUGAAUCUAGCAGCACUUUCGGCUGGCUGAAACGGAAGCCGACAAAAGGCAAAAGAGUCGAUAGGCUAGUUGCUGAGUCUUCGCCGCAGGUUGAUCUCUCACCUAGUGCCGGGCCUAUUAUGAUCGGCUUCGAGAUGCCUACAGACUCGGAUGUAGUCAUCAGCCCCCAUACAGCUGUGGUCGCGACACCAGUGGACUUGCCCCCCUAUUUUCGCCAACCACCAACAUCACCGCCAUCAAAGCAGCCGGUAUCUGCAUGGUCACCGGAUACCGAGGACGAUUUCUCACCUCGGGGUCUCGAUGGCAUGAUCCUUCCACAAACGGCCUAUGUCCCAGCCGUUCCAUCCAUCCCUUCUGGCUACAGAGGUCAGGAAUUAUCUCCUAUAUCUGACCGCGAUCGUGUGGAUGGCUUUGGGAUGAGCAAAGAGGGUAACAACAGACGAGACACGGCAACAACUGCAUUUUAUGUCAGUGACGAUGACAGCUAUAUGGACACACCCGUGACGCUUUUUGAGGAAGAUGGCAGUCCAGUAGUUACCAAAAAGUCAUACAGCCACACUAACAGGCAGAGGUCAAAUACUGGUGGGAGUACGCGAUCUCAGGGAUGGUGGGAUCAAGUCACUUCCCCUUUUGUACCAACCCCAGCAACACCAAGACUCCCGACUGUAGGAGAAGCUGCUGAGCCAAAGGUGAAUACUGAAUGGUGGGAAACGACAAACCAGAAGACGGGGCUCUCCCCUGUUCUCACGAGGUCCAAUUUUGGCCAGUCUAGCAGUUCGAAGAUUGAGACAAUUCCACAGCAACGUCCGCCACGCAUCAUUGUUCAGGACUUUUCACCAGUUGAGCCCACGCAAUCAACUCCAAACCUGCCAGGAUCAGCACCAGCACCAGCACCUAUUACAGCCCCGAGAGCAGCCCCAGCUCCAGCUCCAGCGCCGGCACCGGUACCAGCAUCAACAGUAGUGUCUCAACCUGAGACCCAAACAGAAAAGUCACGCAUCCUGGUCGAGGAAUCUCGAACACCCGAGCUCCCGCCUCCCUAUUCACCUCCACAUAGACAGGAGAAUGUUUGUUACCAGGCGGUGCUUCCUCCAGGCCACGCUGCGACCACCAUGUUCCCCCCAUCACCAGGUCCCGUCCCUGUUGGUUUAUCGCAGACAAUGACAUCCCAAGGCGCCAUCGGUCUCCAAAAUGUUCCUCUGACACCACCUCCGACACAGAUGCGGCUGCCAGACCGGCCGAUAGGGUCUUUUCUCCCAGCAAACUAUUUGCCCAACUUGGCGGCAGAACGAAAGCGAAGGAGGCACGAAAAAGAAGACUUUGUGGCGAGGAAAGUAGGGCGUGGGUGUUUCCCAUGCUGCGGUGCUCUUGGGAAGCCAGGGCCCGAGGGACGGAAGCGGAGACGAGUGUGCUUUGGGAUCCUUGCUGCCCUCAUCUCCAUGAUCAUUUUGGGGGUUGUCCUUGGAGUGGUUCUAUCACGGCGCACAGUGGCCGAAGCAAGCAUCCCAUCACGGUUUCUCAACCUCACCGACUUCCCACCAAUGCCCACUGGCAUUUCGACAGUGAUAGGAACUCAGUCAGACUCAAGCACAGUCUGCAUCCAACCGGCAACACUUUGGAGUUGCUCGCUCCCAAAAGAAGAGGCCGAUUCCGUGGCCCCUUUCAACGCGGACCAGCCAAGCUUCAUCCUUCAAAUCCAGUUCGACAACAACACCAGACAGACAUGGAACGUCACCGGUCAAGAACCCCCCCGGCCUACCCCCAUAGACCUCGGAACCGGAAGACCCCUAGAUGAACUCAACCGCACAGUCGGCCAGAACCGCACCACCACUCGCUCCGUCUCCAUCCGCAGCAACGGCAUCAGCUUCUCAACCAUCCUCCGCCGACUCUUCGUCACACCCCGCCAAACCCCCGCCAACCUCAUCCUCAAACCCGUCCCCGACCCUCCCACCUUCCAAGACAUGUUCUUCCUAGGCAACACCACCGACGGUGUUGUCUCUGACGACAAAGCCGGCGAGCCCACCCCCUUCUACAUCUCCAUCCUCCGCUCCGUGAACUCCACCGUCGGCCCCAACCUCCUCACCCGCAGGGGGGGAUUUGACGACCAUCAAAACCAACCCCGCCAAGCCUCAGGCAACCUCUCCCCCGCCCUCAACAUCUCCGAACUCGUCCCCCCACCCAUCCUAAACAAAGACGGCACCGCCGCGCCCGCCAACCACCUCCACUUUCCCACUCAGCAACCCCUCCGCCUCUACGACCGCGGCCUACCAACAGAACGAUACUCUUUCUAUUCGUACUACAACAAAACAAUCUACCUCUCCUCCCUCAACGAGCGGCUCCCCCCCUCCAUCGACCGCAACGGCGGCUCCCCCAUCUCAGAAGCGAAAUUUGUCGUUACCUGGCUCUCGGUCCGGUAUAAAGUCGAGAUCUGGACUCGCAAGUCCAACACCACCAAGCUAAUCGGCGGGUUUGGCGGUCGGGAGGCGAAUGUAAACGGGACACAGCCCGGCACGUUCCCUUACCCGAUUACAGUCACGCUUGAUACGCACGGGGGUAUCCCGGGGAUUAAAUUUGUUUUUAUGCGGGAGGUGGAUGAGAGGCGGAGGGUUUUCACCAGUGAGGCGAAACUGUUCCUCAAUCGGAUGAACAACACGGGGGAUUUGGUCAACCCGGGCGGGUUCUUCAACCCGAGUUUUGGGGGGAUGGAUGGUGGUACUGGGGGUUGCAGGUGUGAGUACACCAACUUUGUGGGGGUGAAUGGCUUGAGGUCUGCGGACUGA
Messenger RNA from Podospora pseudopauciseta, 3213 nucleotides. RefSeq lists its product as uncharacterized. The transcript has a single exon. The record is from RefSeq and is a predicted model, not a curated record. NCBI's taxonomy places the organism in Eukaryota, Fungi, Ascomycota, Sordariomycetes, Sordariales, Podosporaceae. Bases 1 to 3213 code for a protein of 1070 amino acids.